Messenger RNA from Meloidogyne enterolobii, 769 nucleotides. The record is from the annotation of a GenBank genome assembly. Lineage: Eukaryota; Metazoa; Nematoda; Chromadorea; Rhabditida; Meloidogynidae.
GUAUUUGAUUAAAAAUCGUAGAUAAAGCCAAAUGUUCGAUAAAAUCAGCCCUAGAAAAUGUGUUUCCAUGAUUUUUAAAUUUAUUUUUUAACGGGCCCACAAUUCGACACAAUUCCAAUUUUUCUAAAUUUUUUUUAUUUAAACUUUUAGAAUUCUUUGAUUUUUCUUAAAUCUUAUUUUUUUCAAUUUUUUUUUGAAAAUGGCUCAUUCAAAAGAUGUCGAUCCAAAGCAAGAAAUGUCUGAAUUGAUUAGACGACGUUCUGAAGUUUUGCAAAAAUUGUCCAAUUUGGAAAAACAAAUAUACAAUUUUGAGACUACUUAUCUUGAAGAAUCUUCUGAAAAUGGGAAUAUUAUUAAAGGUUUCAACAAAUUAUUGGAAUCUGCAGUUGCUGGAAUAUCUUCAGGCGCAGCAUUAAAUUUAGUUUCUGGGCAUUCUAAGGGCCGACGGCCUCCAAAGAGACAUUUUGAGGAAACUGACAGAUUUUUUUCUUUGUCUUCGGUUACUUCGCCUGUUUCGCUUAGUUUAAAUUUAAAUGCUUCUGCUGAUGGUUUGGUUAAUGAGUCUUCUCAAAAUGGAAUUUUACAAAAGAAUAUUCUUACAAACGGAGAUAAACAAUUUACCAAAAACAAUCCAAAUACUCGAUCACACGAUCAAAAUUGUGACAAUAUUGCAAAAUCUGCAGAUGCCGAACAGCAGAAUGUUGGUGGGGGAGGGGGAGGGUUGGUUUCGACAUCGACACUUAAACGGGCUCGCCGUGUUAAUGAAUGA